Molecule: messenger RNA, 417 nt
Organism: Penaeus vannamei (Pacific white shrimp)
Lineage: Eukaryota; Metazoa; Arthropoda; Malacostraca; Decapoda; Penaeidae
Source: RefSeq, a predicted model, not a curated record
AUGAAAGAGACGGGCCUGGGGCGAGGAGUUGAUACAGGUGGUUUGGGUAUCAGACACCACUCGCCCCGUGCCCUCAAGACCGAUCCUCCACGCCUUGGCGCUCUACACGGUGAAAACAAGCCCCUCCACCCCCUGGCGUCAGAAGUGGGCAAGGACAACCCCACUCCCCCUGGCCUCAACCCCCUCCCCCUGGCCCAACCACCCAAAUCCCCCACCUUGGCCUCGAACCUCACCUCUGGACCACCGUCUGGCUCAACCCCUCCCCCUGGCCUCAACCCCGCUCCCACUGGCACAGAAUCAAAAACUGCGCCCUCCAAUACUCCACUGGACCUCCACAACCCUACUCCCACCCUGGCCUCGGAACCCGGCCCUCGCCCGCUGGCGCUCAACGCCACCUCAACCACUGAGCGCGUCUGA